AUGAAAUUACUAGUGUUUACAUGUGCAGUGACUGCACUUUUACUGUGCGCCAGUCCAGUGCGUGCUGAGGAGAAGGAAGAUGUUAUGGUUGAGCAAACAACCGAGUCUCCUAUUGCUGAUAUGGCUUUGGUGGAUCACAUGAAAGCUGAUAGUGGCAUGAAACCGGAAAAGCAAGUUAUGCAAAAACUUCCAGCUGAAGUCCAACCACAGACCAUUGCUGACUUUAUAAUUCAUCCUUUAAUUGCUUUGAAGCCUCGUGUGCCUGAAAUUGAAAGUGGCAAACAGGCUGAGACUGGCUCCACCACUCCUUCACCUUGGCAAUUGUUCGGUUUCAAUGCCGGUCAAGGUCUAGGAUCCUCUGUACAAUCUCUGGCUGGUUCUGUAACAGGUUGGUUGGGUAAUCGUAUCCAAUUGCCAGGUUUGGUUGAUACACCUGUUCGUGAAUCGUCCACUUCUACCUCAACUACAACAACCACUGUCAGACCUGAUGUAGUUGUUAGAGUAAAGCAACGCGCUUCAACCAGGAAGCCUUUGAUUGCUAUUAAUAACGACAAUGAUCGUCCAUACCGCAAAAACAAAAGACCUAACAAUUUCAAUGGCAACAGUGUAGAUGAAUCAGAAGAAGAAGACGAUUCAGAAGAGGAUGAUGAAGAUAACUACAAUGGAAAUCGCAAAAGAUACCAAAACCAUGACGAAGAUGAUGAAGAUGACGAUGCCAGCAACGAAAACAAUCAUGAAGAUGAUGAAGAGGAAGACGAAGAAGAUGACGGCAAUAAUCGUGAUGAUGAGGAUGAAGAGGAGGAGGAAAGACCUGUUAAGCAACAAAACAACAAUCGUAGAAGAAAUCCUAAACCUUUGAACCACAGCAAUAAUAAAAGGAGAAAUACCAACAAUAACCAAAGAAGACGCAUUAACAACAAUCAACGUAAACGCAACCAACAACGCCAAAAACAACAGCAACAAGAAGAAAGUGCCGAAGAAGAGCAAUACGAUGAUGAUGACAAUGAUAAUGAUAACAACAACGAACAAGACUUCUACUAUCAGGGAUCUAAGCGUUCCCAAAAUGAACAAAACUUCAUCCAACGUGGACAACAAAGCUUGUUGAAUCAAAUUAGACAAUUUACCCGCGGCCAAUCCCCAGCUGAAGUAAGCAACAACUUGCGUAAAUCAGCCAACAAAAAGCGUCGCCAACAGGCCACCUUAUUAAUCAAUCGUAAUGGCCAGACCAUUUAUGUAGCCCCUGAACUUUUGCAAGUAGCUGAAGCUAACAACAACAAAUACAGUGCCACCAAAACCAAACGUCCCUCUUCACAAUAUCCCCAACCUCCCUUAACUGUUCCUUACAGAAGGAAAGGUCAACCUACCCAAUACAUUACCAUACCCUGGAAUCAAUUGGGUAUCUCUCCUCCCGAUCAAAUUCUCUCCCUAACUGAAGGCAUCCAGUCACAACCUUUGAUCUUGAACAUUCCCCAAAAUGCCAUAGAUAACAUGCAAAGUCUAAGUCUUAACAAAAAGAAACCAGGCAUCUCCGCCGAUGCUGUGCCCUUGUUGGCUGAAGCCUCCAUUAUGGACAUUUUCAAGCCACCUCGUAUACCACCAGCACGCACCCCUACUACCAAAAAGACCACAAACUCCCACAGCCCCGUUGUUAUUGCUGCCAGACCUAAACCUGGACACACCCGUAUACGUCCUGCCACCCUUGUGGAAAAGGCUCCCGCUGAUGACAACAUGGAUGAGGAGAAAACCGAAACUAUGGAUAAUGGCUCCGAGUCAGCUCAAUUUAUUGUGAUCGGUGAUGAAUCCGGCGAAACAGAAUUGAGUCGCGGUGCUUAUAAACAAAUCUUGGACUACUUUAACCAACAGCGUAUAGGUCGUCAACUCAAUGUUGAUGAAGCUGCUGUAGCUGCUAUGGAAACUCCCAAAAUUGAAGAGCAAAUGAUACCCGUACGUGUUAUUUUUGCUGAAGAAGAACCAGCUAAAGUAGAAGUUGCUGUUAGCGAUAAAAUGGAUAUGGUCACAGAAUCAACUGUUAUGGAUAGCCUUAAGGAAGAAACUAAAGUUGAAGAUGCUGAACCUAUGAUGGAAUCACCUGUUAUGGUCAGCCCUAAAGAAGAAACUGUUGAAGAAGAUAAACCUAUGAUGGAAUCAUCUGUUAUGGUUAUCCCUAUGGAAGAAAGUGUAGAAGAAACUAAAGUUGAUAAGGCUGAACCUAUGAUGGAAUCACCUGUUAUGGUUAGCCCCAUGGAAGAACCUAAAGUUGAUAUGACUGAAGCUAUUAUUAUGGAAUCAUCUACUUCUGCAUAA
Messenger RNA from Calliphora vicina (urban bluebottle blowfly), 2304 nucleotides. Its product is annotated as probable serine/threonine-protein kinase kinX. The transcript is spliced from 2 exons. Lineage: Eukaryota; Metazoa; Arthropoda; Insecta; Diptera; Calliphoridae. The record is from RefSeq and is a predicted model, not a curated record. The coding region runs from base 1 to 2304 and encodes 767 amino acids.